UCUAUCUUAUUCUUUAAAUUAAAUUAAUGAAUGAUUACAAAUGAUUGAAAAUGAGUGUAACAUUACAUACUGACAUUGGGGAUAUAAAAAUUGAAUUAUUUUGUGAGCUGUGUCCAAAAACAUGUGAAAAUUUUCUUGCAUUGUGUGCUAGCAAUUAUUAUGACAAUUGCUUAUUUCAUAGAAAUAUAAAAGGAUUUAUUGUGCAAACUGGAGAUCCUACACAUACUGGUAAAGGUGGAACAUCAAUAUGGAAUCGUCCAUUUGAAGAUGAAUUUAAAGAAGAAUUAAGACAUAAUGCGAGAGGAUUUGUUUCUAUGGCUAAUAAUGGUCCAAAUACAAAUGGAAGUCAAUUUUUUAUAACAUAUGGGCCUCAACCACACUUAGAUUUAAAAUAUACUUUAUUUGGAAAGAUAAUAGAUGGCUUAGAAACCCUUGAACAACUAGAAAAAUUGCCAGUAAAUCCAAAAAAUUACAGACCUCUUACAGAAACUCGAAUAAACAAUGUAACUAUACAUGCUAAUCCUUUAGCAGGAUAAAUGUAAAUGUGUUAAUUAAAUUUUAUAAUUGUUGAUUAUAUUUGUUUUAAAUUUUAUAAAUAAUCUUUUAAUAGAAUCAAAUAUAUUUUAAAAAUAAA
Molecule: messenger RNA, 634 nt
Organism: Apis laboriosa (Himalayan honeybee)
Lineage: Eukaryota; Metazoa; Arthropoda; Insecta; Hymenoptera; Apidae
Product: peptidyl-prolyl cis-trans isomerase-like 3
Exons: 4
Coding region: 51-536 (161 amino acids)
Biological process (GO): protein peptidyl-prolyl isomerization; protein folding
Cellular component (GO): catalytic step 2 spliceosome
Molecular function (GO): peptidyl-prolyl cis-trans isomerase activity
Source: RefSeq, a predicted model, not a curated record